UGGAAGUUCUCUGUUUGUGUUAUAGAUGAACACUUGAGUUAUGUUGCGGUGACCGAGGGCAGCGGAGAUUAUCUGGAGGCUGAGGUUGCAAAAGGAGCACCCACAGAUGAGGGUCAUUUAAGAGACAUGUAACAGACAGGUUUGCUGACAUCAGCUGGUUGUGUGAAUGGCUGCAGGGAUGGCAGUUACCAAGCAGGAGAGACUUGACAGAGGCAAAACUGCAUCUGGAGUCUUAACUCCGCCUGAAGGUGGCUGGGGUUGGAUGAUUGUCAUUGGUUGUUUUCUUGCCACCAUCUGCACCCGGGCAGUGACCAGAUGUGUCUCCAUGUUCUUUGUGGAGUUCCAAAUGCACUUUGAGAAGGAUUACUCCAACACUGCCUGGAUCCACAGCCUGAUAGACUCCACCACAAUGCUUUGUGCUCCUCUGGGCAGUUUUCUCGGGAACCGUCUGUCCUGCAGAGCUACGGUGAUUCUGGGAGGUGUGCUGUCUUCUGCUGGUCUGAUUCUCAGCUCUUUUGCUAACAGUCUGGAGUAUCUCUAUAUGUCUCUGGGUGUCCUCACAGGUCUCGGCUUUGCUCUCAGCUACACACCAGCCAUAGCGAUGGUUGGAAAGUACUUCAAUGAGAGGAAAGCUCUGGCCUAUGGCAUCGCUCUGUCUGGCAGUGGCAUUGGGACCUUCCUCUUGGCUCCUGCAGUUCAGCUCCUCAUAGAGUAUUACUCCUGGAGAGGAGCUCUGCUCAUUCUUGGAGCAUUUGUUUCCAACUUGUGUGUUUGUGGUGCUCUGAUGAGACCACUGGAACCAAGAGGAGGUCAAAAGACAUGGGAGAGCAAACUGGCAAACCUGGGGAAAAACUGCAUGAAGACAGUGCUGGAUUUUAAAGUCCCUGAACAAGUAUCUGUAGACUGUAGCGAAGUGGACCACAAGCAGCUGGAAGUAAAGAACUUAAAGGAUCCUCAGGGGCUCCUCAUACCCAAUGGAACACUGAAAAACUUUGGACUUGAAAAGGACAAACUAGGUCAGAGGAACAUAGCAUUUUUACCAACCCUGGAGCUAUCUAAUCAGACGGUAAUAGAUCUGAAGAUAGGGAAAUGCUUUUUAUUUAGCAACACACUAACAGACACAAUGCUAGGGAACACUGAAUUCUCAGAUCUUAAGCUAUCCAACAUGACUGAAGACUUGAAAUUGGUGGAAAGCAUUAGCUUGAACAAAAACUUGGUAGACAUGGAUGUAAAGAUAGAAGACUCAGAACUUAAUGAAGCCAGACAAAGCGACAAUAAGCCUUUAGUAAAUGCUUCAGCCAGAGGUCAGUGCUCCUGUUUCAAGUCCAGGGAGGAGUUUGGCUUCCUUUUCAUACCCAGCUUCCUAAUUUUGUCCAUAUCAUUCCUGUUUAUGGCAUAUGGUUGCAGUCCUCCAGUGGUGUACUUGGUACCUUAUGCCCUCAGUUUGGGGGUGCAGCCUCAGCAUGCUGCUUUCCUCGUGUCUGUAUUUGGAGUCUGUGGAAUUGUGGGCAAUAUCACCUUUGGAUGGGUCACAGACAGGGGGUGUGUUAGGAGGUUCCGUGUGCUGAGCUACACGGUGGCGAUGGCCAUGGAAGGCCUCUGCUGUAUGUUCAUGCCCUUUCUACACUCCUUCACCCUCCUCGUUCCUUUUUCGGUACUCUACGGUUACUUUGAUGGCGCAUAUGUAGCACUAAUACCAGUGGUUACCUCUGACAUUGUGGGCUCCACCUAUCUCACCUCAGCUCUGGGUGUGGUUUACUUCCUUCAUGCCAUCCCCUACCUGCUCAGCCCUCCAAUUGGAGGUUGGUUAGUUGAUCAGACAGGAAACUAUGCAGCAACCUUCUUCCUCAGUGGGGCAUCUUUCAUCUUCAGCUCUGCAAUCCUAAUGGCUGCCAUGUUAAUCAGACACUGCCAGAGGUCCAAGCUGAACUCAGCUGCACAUUUAAAUCCCAGUCACAAGGCCGCUGCAGUUCUGCAGGGUAUCCUGUGACAUCAACCAAGAUUUUUAUCCAGUAUGUGCACAGAUGAUGCUGGUGGUCUGUGGCUGUAUUAAGAUUAUAAUAAUGUGUGAGUGGGCUUAGGAUGAAGAAGCAAGUGGCCAGGAAGUAAAAAAUAAUAAUCAUUUUAGUUAUUUUACAGUGAUGUUUGCUGUAUUUUGUUUAAUGGUUGGAUAAUUAUUUCAUGCAGUGAUUAGCAAUAUUGGCUACUUUUUGUCAGACAUGAUAAGUGGUUUUGUUUUUAAAAAAAAUAAUAUUCUUGUGAAGUGCCUUGCAACAUAAUUUAAAACUGAAAAUUCCUCAUGUC
This is a messenger RNA of Archocentrus centrarchus (flier cichlid), 2304 nucleotides long. RefSeq names its product monocarboxylate transporter 12-B-like. The transcript has 9 exons. NCBI's taxonomy places the organism in Eukaryota, Metazoa, Chordata, Actinopteri, Cichliformes, Cichlidae. Gene Ontology annotation, molecular function: transmembrane transporter activity. The record is from RefSeq and is a predicted model, not a curated record. Gene Ontology annotation, biological process: creatine transmembrane transport. The coding region runs from base 167 to 1990 and encodes 607 amino acids.